GCGGAGCCUGGGAGAAGGAGGGAGCUUGGACCUCAGGGCUCGGCCCCGCCUCGGCAGCCUCCGAUUGGGCGUGGAUGAGGACGUCCCCUCCCACCGCCUUCCGAUUGGAGCGCGCGUGCAAGCAACGCACCCCAUUGGGCCGUACGGAUUUGGGCACCAAAUUCAAAGAUUUUAAAAUACCAGCUGGCGCCUUUUAGGAGCUAAGCCCUGUGAGGCGGCCGGCCGGGUCCUCUGCUGUGUAGUUGUCUCCGCACCUGAGGCCGACCCCACUUCCACUGGCAUGAGCCAGCGCCCCUGCCGCUGCUCCCCACGGCUCCCCUCCGGUUCCUGCCGCUGCAGCUACAGCGCCCUGACAGCCGCCGGGCGCCCUCGCCCCUCCGACAGUUGUAAAGAAGAAAAUUCCACUCUUUCUGUCAAAAUGAAAUGUGAUUUUAACUAUGACCAUAUUCAUUCUGGACUUAAAUUGUUAAAGCCUGAUGACAGUGGAAGACUAAGUUCCUAUACUCCUGCAUAUUUGGAAGGUUCUUAUAAAGACUGCAUUAAAGACUAUGUAAGGUUAUCAGAAAUUGGGUCACCAAUUGUGAGCCCCAGGAUUGUAGAACUUGAAACUGAAAAUGAAAACAAGCCCUUUUAUAACAAGGAAAAUCAACAUGUACAACAAAUCCUUAAUAGUUCAAAUGAGAUAGAAGAACUAGAGACCAGUGGACCUUAUGAAGACAGUGGCUAUUCUUCAUUUUCCAAGCAAAGUGGCUUCAGUGAACAUGAAGAGAGUAGCCUUCUGUUGGAAAAUUUCAGUGACAGUCCACAGUCUUGCUUACAGAUGCAAAGCCCAGACCAAUAUCCCAGCAAGAACUUGCUGCCAGCUUUUCAUCUUGCAAAAAUGGUUUGUUCAACAUUAAAAAAGAAUGCCAAACGGAAUCCUAAAAUAGACUGGGAGAAACUAAAGGAAUUUAUAUCUAGUGAAAAAUUCAAACUACCAAAUUUAAUUGGCAGGAAAAUGGGCUUGGAAUGUGUAGAUAUUCUCAGUGAACUCUUUCGAAGAGGACUCCGACAUCUCUUAGCAAAUAUUUUAACACAGCUCAAUGAUAUGGACUUAAUCAAUGUGUCUAGAGUGAGCACAACUUGGAAGAAGAUUCUAGAAGAUGAUAAGAGGGCAUUGCAGUUGUACAAUAAAGCAAUACAAAGAGUUACUGAAAAGAGCAUUAAGUUUUCACCACAUGCUUCAACAAGAGAAUAUGUUAUGUUCAGAACCGCAUUAGCUUCUGUUCAAAAAUCAGCAGCCCAGACUUACCCUAAAAAAGGUGCUCAAACCAAGUUAUCCAAUCCAGGUGAUCAGAAAGAUUCUUACAGUCGACAUAAUGAAUUCUCUGAGGUUGCCAAGACUUUGAAAGAGAAUGAAAGCCUUAAAGCCUGUAUUCGCUGUAACUCACCAGCAAAAUAUGAUUGCUAUUUACAGCGGGCGAUCUGUAAACGAGAAGGCUGUGGGUUUGAUUAUUGUACAAGGUGCCUAUGUAAUUAUCAUGCCACCAAAGAAUGUUCAAAUGGCAAACCCCUAAAAACCAAUUAUAAAACCGGUCCUCUGCCUGGUACUAAGAAAAGCAAGAAGAAUUUACGACGAUUGUGAUGUCUUGUUAAUAAAUCAAUUGUACCUGAUCAUGAAGGUUAGUUAGGAAAUGUUAGGUUUUAAUUUAAAAAUGUAUUGUGAUUUCCAGUUUUGUGUUGAAAUCAAUGUAGUACAGAAUUUAUGCCCUGGUGAGUAAAGAGAAUAUAUAGCCUCUUAAAGUAUUUUACAAUUUAAUGUGAAAAAGUUAAAAAUUCUCAGCAUGAAUCAGAAAAUUUAAAUUUUAAGAAAAAAGGAAAACUAAUUCGUUAUCUGAUAUUUGUGAUACAGGGAUAAAUUAAAUUGAUUUAAUUUUUAUGGUAAAGGAAGGCCAUGUAAUUUUACCUAGAUAGUCUUAAAUAUAUCUUGUUUAACACCUAAUUAGCCUUUGAGACAUUUUAUUCUCCUUACCAAAUUAGUAUUUAUCAAAAUAACUUCUGGAGCCUAUUUAAAUGUUUUGUCAUCUCUCUUUAACCUCUUUUUCAGUGUGUCUCUAUUUCCCAAAAUGUACCCCUUGUGAAAUCUUGUUUUUUUUUUUUUUCUUUUUGUAAUGUCUAUAUUUUAAUAUUUUUGUACAUAUGUAAAAAUUGUAUUUUUUAUGUCAAAGUAAGAAAAUAAAGAUCACUUGAAUAUA
Messenger RNA from Canis lupus familiaris (dog), 2234 nucleotides. RefSeq names its product F-box protein 5 (gene FBXO5). Gene Ontology annotation, molecular function: protein binding. The record is from RefSeq and is a predicted model, not a curated record. The transcript has 5 exons. The coding region runs from base 281 to 1624 and encodes 447 amino acids. Gene Ontology annotation, biological process: negative regulation of meiotic nuclear division; regulation of mitotic nuclear division. NCBI's taxonomy places the organism in Eukaryota, Metazoa, Chordata, Mammalia, Carnivora, Canidae. Gene Ontology annotation, cellular component: nucleus.